UCGACCGUGGGAGUUUACCGGUAACGGUUGAGUUGAAUGUUGUCUUAGAUAAAAAAAAUAAAAAUAAAAAAAAAACAACAACAAUAAAUAAAUAAUGGCGAGAAAAAAAUGUUGGGUCAACGUGGAGUCCCGGUGCCAUCCAAAGACACGUUCAAAGAUUAUCCAGCUGCGAAAUUUAUUGAAGGUACCGUGAGAUCGGAAAAAGACGUGACAAAAGAACAGCGAGUGGGUGACGAUGGAAGAAAAAGAAGAAAAAAAUAGUUCAAUUGAUUUAUAAAAAAUAAAAAUUACACAGAACGAUAUUGAUUUUUCAUAAAUAUUUCACUAAUUGAACGUGAAAAAUUGAUUAAUUAAAUAAUUUAAACCAUUGCCACAAAGUGUUGUCAGAUAAAAAAGAGGAAAAAUAAAAUUUUAAAUAUAAAAAAUCGACAGUACAGCACUCGGGCUUAAUAAAAUUAAUAACUAGUUUUGCUGUAAAAAGACAAAGAGAAUACUGGGUCAUAGAAUAUCGACUUGUGAAAUUUGAAUAAAUUUAUAUUAAUACCCAUGGUAAAUAAUAAAAAUAAAUUUAUACAUCAAAGAGCUUAUUACAUCAUCAGCAACGAAUUACAUUCAAUUUAUUAUCUACAAAAAUUCGUUUAUUAUUUUAUGUUCCUCUUAAAUUUAAUUAUUAAUACUAAAAAUAUGUAGCAAAGUUAAUUUUAAAAAUAUAACUUUUCCAUACUGUUAUGUGACACGAUCAAUGUUACUAAAUUUAAAAAUUUAAUAAUUCUCGCACGAUAAAGAAAAAAAAAACUGAUCGUAAAUCAGAAGAAAACACUGAAUGUGAAAAUUGACCAUUCACUAGUACGUGGUGGAGUCAAGUAAAGUGUGAACUAGUUUCGUAACUAUACAUAUUACGUAUAUAUAUCGGUGCACAUUGGAAACCGAAGAGAUUUAAAUUGGAUCGGUAAUACGAGUUAUUCCAACGGCAAGAUGAAACUUGGAGAUAACAUGACGACCGUAGAAGGAUGCAAAAUUUGGAGUGACGUUUGUCCACGUAAAACUCGACCUCCGAGAAUUGGUGAUAUCCCAAAACACGUCGCAAUUGACGAGGAAUCGCCAAGCUCGUCGUCUCACUUACUGGUAACGCCAUUAGAAGUGACGAAGCCAGGUCACGGUACAGUAAACUCGACAUUACUGUCAGUGAAGGAAAAAUUGUCAAGCACAAUUGGAUCUCUUGAGCCCAACAAAAUAGUUAUAGAUAAUAAUGAUAACGAUAACGAUAACGAUAAUGAUGUAUCAGAAAGAAUAACUAACGUCAAUAUUAGUGAAAAAAAUCAGCAAGAAGAAAAAUGUUAUCAAUUGCGAGACAAUUAUCGCCAACAAUCAAAAAGUUCAUUGUCAGCAGAUACAGCUGAAGAAUUUGAUGAAAUUAAUUGGGACACACGAAAAGAUAGUGCGGUAUGUCUUGAUGAUACCGACGAAUUAGAUCAACUUAAAGAAAGACUACUUGUUCAAAAAGUUAUCAGAUCUGAUUCACCAUCACGAAAUUUAUCUCCGGAUAAUACAACCACGUCUUGCAGUAGAUUAUCUUUAUCAUUUCUGAGUAAUCAACGUAUUCCGGCUGUUUAUGCGACCUGUAAAAAUAGCGAAGAAUUAAGUGAAGUGCAAAAGGACUGUAUUAAUAAUCCGUCGUUAGCAAAAUACUACCGACCUAGACGUGAAAGCAGUGGCUACUCUAGUAAUCUCAGUACCUUUGAUGAAGAUCGUAGAAACUCUACAACCAUUGAAGCAUUUCAGGGUUUCAAUAGUGGAGCACAACGUGAAAGACGCAGAUCAUCAACAGCUAAACGAUUUAAUCUCAACAGAUUUGCAUCAACAAAAGAAGAAGAAUCUGAAAGAAUGCCAACUUCAGAAGUUAUUUAUCGUAAGGUAUCAACAGCUGGGCUGAUUGAGAUGCCGGAUAUCAAAGAGCUCAAAGAAAUAUCUGAAGAUGUUAAAUGUUCAUCACCGGACGAUGAACUUGUAUGUUUGUCGACGUCAGGCCUUGAUAUUCUUACGGCUAAAAAGCCCGAGGAUAAAGAAUCGUUGAAGUUCACUCAGAAAACUUCAAUUUAUAACAAAGAUCAUGAAACUGAUGCUACUAAAGAUGUGCUAGUAAAUGAUACACGAGAUUGUGUUAAUGCUUCUGCUAUUGUCACUGAGAGGUCAGAUAAAAGGAACAUUCAAGAGAUUCACGGUAUACUUGGACAAACGAGUUUGAGCACUGAUUCUUACAAAGAAAUUUCUACAGCAAUGUCAAAGGAUAUAUGUCAAAGUAGCAUUAGCGAUGAUUCUCUUAACGUUUUAUCUGGGACACGUAAUGAUAAGUUAAUAAAAAACUAUCAAGAAACAUGUUGUCAAAAAAGAGAGGAAAAACGUAACUCAGAAUUUGAAAAUCCAGUUCCCGGAAAUUCACCGGCUUUGAAGUUGAAUGAAAAGAUGAACGAUAAAGUGGGCUCAAUCAGCAAAGUGAGUUCACGAUCACAAAGCUGCAAUAUUGUUGAUGAAAGUCUUCGUAAACCUCUUAAAGGAUUGACAUCAUCUCCAAACUCUAGUCCGAAAUCGUCGAGACACCGUAGUCGGAUAAUCCAUCAGUAUAGUUCGCCUUUGUCCUCAACAAUGGAGCUGGAAAGUAUUUCUGAAAAACCUCAGGAUGACAGUUAUGCUGGUAAAAAUUUAACAGUCGUCGUUGACAAUGACGACGAUGAUGAUGAUGAUGAUGAUGAUGAUGAAGGUGAUAACAUUUGCGACGACGACGAUCGUGAUGUUUUCGUUGCUAGAAGACGUGCCAAUAGAAUUAAAAAACUAAAUGAGACUGAACAAUUAGAUACUAAAAAAUUAUUCCCAAGAUCAGUUAAAGUUUAUCAGCUUUUGUCAACGCAAUCGGAGGAUCGCGAGGACGGAGAGCCGAGAUUUAUGGACAGAAGAACAUCUCUUCAAAUAAAUCGACAAGAUGUCGAAGAAGAAACUAUUCCACGUACAGCUUUGUGUAUUCCAGAUGAUAAAAAACUUUUGCAUGCUGAAAGUGUACCGCUGAUUAAAAUUCCUGGACCAGUUGAAGAAACUUGUGUGGAAAAUGAUUCACUAAAGAUCGGAAGAUUAUCGCCAGUUGGUAAACUAUCUUCUACUGCGGUUAAUGUUAAUCAAAAACCAGGGGACAGUGGAGCCGUUGGGAUAAGACCUAUUUAUCCUUAUUGUCCUUAUUCGCCUUACGGUAGCCCGCAGGGAUCCCCGAGAAUACGGAGACGACCACUUAGGGAAAGUAGAAGAGUCAGCAUCGAUAAUAAACAAGGCGCGUUGCAGCUCAAUCAAUACAAGUUGUUAGAUAAUAUUGGCCAGGGAUCAUUUGGUAUCGUUAAAUUGGCAUUUAAUGAAGAGGACGAUACUCACUAUGCAAUGAAAAUUUUAAGUAAAAAAAAAUUAAUGAAAAAGGCCGGAAUAUUUGGAAGGAUGGCGCCUGGUAGAAAAGGAGUUUCGAAUCCGCUUGCUAAAGUUUAUCGUGAAAUAGCGCUACUUAAAAAGUUAGACCAUCCGAAUGUCGUAAAACUGGUUGAGGUACUUGAUGACCCGGAUGAGGACAACCUGUACUUAGUCUUUGAAUUGGUAGAAAGGGGCGAGGUACUUGAAUUGCCGACAGACAAACCUCUUGAUGAGGAAACUGCGAGAAUUCAUUUUCGAGAUGUCGUUUUAGGUGUUGAGUACUUACACUACCAGAAAAUAGUCCACCGAGAUAUAAAGCCUAGUAAUUUAUUGGUGGACAGUGAGGGUCGGGUGAAGAUUGCUGACUUGGGUGUUAGUGCAGAGCUACGAGCUUCUGGUGAGCUUCUAUCUGGAUCUGCGGGUACACCGGCGUUCGCCGCGCCGGAAACAACAGUCCCUGGUGCUCAGUAUUCUGGAACGUUAUGUGAUGUUUGGUCGAUGGGCGUGACUUUGUACACUUUGGUAAUAGGAAGAGUACCUUGGGAUGGUUCCGGAAGUAUAAUAGGUGUUCAAGCAGCCGUUAGAACAGAACCAUUACGUUUUCCCGAUUCUCCUGUACUUACUGAUGAUUUACGUGAUCUGAUAAUUAGAAUGCUGACUAAGGAUCCAGCAAUGAGAGCUAGUUUGCAAGAGAUAAAGACUCAUCGCUGGUUAACCAACUACGGAAAGGAACCACUACCAAGUGAGGCUGAUAACUGUCGACUUCCGGUCACCGUUACCGACGAGGAAGUUGCACGAGUUGUCACAAGAGUACCUAAACUUGACACACUUAUUCUUAUCAAAACGAUGCUCAAGCAACACAGUUUUCAGAAUCCAUUUUUACCAAAGCGAGUUGUAAGACCGGCUUGUCGAGAUAGUGAUCCAAUGUCUGGCAACCUCAAGCUCGCCUCAACUGGUGAUGAUAGUGACGUUACUACAUCUCGAGAAGUGGCCAAGAGCAAAACUCAGCAAUUUCACAGAGCCGGAAGGAGCAAUUCUGCUCCGGAUUCGUUCGAGUGGCAGACAAGUGGAAGACAAGUAUCAAUCGAUACUCCUUUGUCACCAGUCACGGAAGCCUCGAUUCAGGAAACAGAAAUCAUUAAACGGUGACACAGCAUUAAAUCAAUGAACGAUAAAACUCACACUGUGGAGAGCUCUCAGUAAUAAAUGGAAGUAAACAGGCCUAGAUUGCGUAUGAAGCUAAAAAAAUAGUAGGGACCAAAAAAAAAAUAGAUGGCUGACGAUGAUUAUGAUAAUUAGGAAAUAAAAUAAUUUCUUUGCCGAUCAAUGAUUGAGAAUCGCUCAAAUAUUAAUCAACGAAAUAAAUCUUCCAAUCUUAUAUAUAUUUAUUUAAAAAUUAUUAUCAAUCAUCUGUCGUCAGUAUUGUGUGCACUGUUCGUGUACUAUAAUUAUAUCAAGUAAAAAAUUACAUUUAUUUAAAAAAUAAUUAUUUAAUAAUGAGAUCCUGCGAUAUGACAUGCUAUUCUUUUAAGAGUUAACACGACAUUGAUUUAUUGUCACGUUAGUCUGUAACUAAAUAACUUAAGCAUUAUUUUUUUAUUUUUUUUUAUUUUACAUUAGAUAUUUUUAGAGGACCAAUAAAAUUGUUAUCAUCUUAAUUUAUCGUUUAUUAAUUAUGUUAAUUUUUUUUUUUUUAUCAUCAUCACCCAUGAAAAAAAUUUAUAAAAAAAAUAUAUGU
Molecule: messenger RNA, 5182 nt
Organism: Microplitis mediator
Lineage: Eukaryota; Metazoa; Arthropoda; Insecta; Hymenoptera; Braconidae
Product: probable myosin light chain kinase DDB_G0279831
Exons: 9
Coding region: 976-4593 (1205 amino acids)
Biological process (GO): intracellular signal transduction; positive regulation of protein kinase activity; protein phosphorylation
Cellular component (GO): cytoplasm
Molecular function (GO): calcium/calmodulin-dependent protein kinase activity; calmodulin binding; ATP binding
Source: RefSeq, a predicted model, not a curated record